AUGACAAAGGCUACUGGACUUGGAUGGGAUCCUGUUAAGAACACUAUAACAGCUAGUGAAGAGCAGUGGGCUGACCUGAUCAAGGUCCAUAAGGAUAUUAGACGUUUUCGAAAAGGUCCCCCGGACAACUUGGAAUGGCUAGAGAAAAUGUUCCAAAAGGCUAGUGUGACUGGCAAAUCUUCGGUGAUGCCCGGAGCUGAAGAAGAUGACAUUGUAGAACGCCAAGACGUCGAUGGUAUUGUUGGCUUGGAGAUGAGUUCAUCAACAGAGGCUGAGAGUGACUCAAGUGACUCAAGUGAUGGAGAUAUUAAUGUUGCUGCCGAGAAGAGGAAGUUAAGGAAAAAGAGACGCAACCGGAAUGUGACUGUUCUUUUUGGUUUCUACCUGCAUGCUAGAAAAUAUCUUAACAAAAGGAAGAGGAGGGAGCAUAGGUGCACCGGUCAGCAGUGGGCCUAUGAUACUUUGGGCUCUACAGAAGACUGUUAUGAAAUGUAUAGGAUGACCAGGCCUUGUUUUGAUGCUUUGCAUGACAGGCUGGUAGAACAUUAUGGUUUGAAGGGGACAAAGUUUAUGUUUUUUGAAGAGGCUCUUGCAAUGUUUCUAUGGACUGUUGGUGGCCCCCAAUCUGUGAGCCAAGUGCACAAUCGCUUCCAUAGAUCAAGUGACACCAUCCACAGGAAGUUCAACCAUGUGUUGGCAUGCUUGAAUAGAAUGGCAGGAGACAUCAUAAGGCCCUUCGAUCGCAAAUUCAGAACCAUGCAUGACAGGCUUCGUGACUCUAGGUUUUAUCCACACUUCAACAAUUGCAUUGGUGCAAUCGAUGGUACACAUAUACUAGUUGUUGUGCCAGCUGAUAAGAUGAUUAACCAUGUUGGUCGCCAUGGGUAUGCCACUGAGAAUGUCAUGGCAGUAUGUGACUUCGACAUGCGAUUCACCUCUAUAGUAACCGGGUGGCUAGGUUCUGCACAUGACACAAGGAUAUUCAGAGACACACUUGACAAGUACGAGAAGAGAUUUCCACACCCUCCAGCAGGCAAAUAUUAUCUUGUCGAUUCUGGCUAUCCCAAUGACACCGGCUAUCUCGCACCAUACAGAGGACAAAAAUAUCAUCUACUUGAGUUCCGCAUGGGCCGACCACCAAGUGGUAAACAAGAGUUGUUCAACUUUGCUCAUUCCUCACUUGCGUAA
This is a messenger RNA of Brachypodium distachyon (stiff brome), 1188 nucleotides long. RefSeq names its product protein ALP1-like. NCBI's taxonomy places the organism in Eukaryota, Viridiplantae, Streptophyta, Magnoliopsida, Poales, Poaceae. The record is from RefSeq and is a predicted model, not a curated record. The coding region runs from base 1 to 1188 and encodes 395 amino acids. The transcript has 4 exons.